This is a messenger RNA of Condylura cristata (star-nosed mole), 2913 nucleotides long. RefSeq names its product voltage-gated potassium channel subunit beta-2. Gene Ontology annotation, molecular function: transmembrane transporter binding; voltage-gated potassium channel activity; potassium channel regulator activity. Bases 1 to 768 code for a protein of 255 amino acids. The record is from RefSeq and is a predicted model, not a curated record. Gene Ontology annotation, cellular component: cytoplasm; voltage-gated potassium channel complex; juxtaparanode region of axon. The transcript is spliced from 7 exons. Gene Ontology annotation, biological process: regulation of action potential; potassium ion transport; regulation of potassium ion transmembrane transport. Lineage: Eukaryota; Metazoa; Chordata; Mammalia; Eulipotyphla; Talpidae.
AUGUGGCUUUUCCCCGCGCCCCCCUGCCCCCCCAAGCCUCUGCAGCGCCGGGGGACAGCCCUCCCACCCCGCACUGCUUGCAAGCGGGCUCUGCAGCACCCCACGGCCGCGCUCGAGCACCCCACGCCGGGGCCGGCCCGCCCACCCGCCUCUCCCUCCCCGACAGAGACGGUGCGCGCCAUGACCCACGUCAUCAACCAGGGGAUGGCCAUGUACUGGGGCACGUCGCGCUGGAGCUCCAUGGAAAUCAUGGAGGCCUACUCCGUGGCCCGGCAGUUCAACCUGAUCCCGCCCAUCUGCGAGCAGGCCGAGUACCACAUGUUCCAGCGCGAGAAGGUGGAGGUGCAGCUGCCCGAGCUGUUCCACAAGAUCGGAGUGGGCGCCAUGACCUGGUCCCCGCUGGCCUGCGGCAUCGUUUCUGGAAAGUACGACGGAGGCAUCCCGCCCUACUCCAGAGCCUCCUUGAAGGGCUACCAGUGGCUGAAGGACAAGAUCCUGAGCGAGGAGGGCCGGCGCCAGCAGGCCAAGCUGAAGGAGCUGCAGGCCAUCGCCGAGCGCCUGGGCUGCACGCUGCCCCAGCUGGCCAUCGCCUGGUGCCUGCGGAAUGAGGGCGUCAGCUCGGUGCUCCUGGGGGCGUCCAGCGCAGACCAGCUCAUGGAGAACAUCGGCGCCAUCCAGGUCCUUCCCAAACUGUCGUCUUCCGUUAUCCACGAGAUCGACAGCAUCCUGGGCAAUAAACCCUACAGCAAAAAGGACUACCGGUCCUAAGAGGCCGGCCGCCGCCCGGACACUGGCGCCUCCCUCCUCGUCCGUCCGCUCGCUUAAGCUGUUGCAAGGCCAAGUCCAGCGUGGCUGCACCCGAGAACAGCGCCACAUGGCCGCGGAAGACCUCACUGUCACCCGAGACCCCUGCUGCUUCGCAGGGCGGUGGCGGGUGGCCGGAGGUGGCUCCGUUAGCAAGGACGGUCAAGCGCCCGCCCACGCCUCGCCUCUGCUCGCCCUUCCAGAAGAAGCGCCCCCGCUCCCGGCCGGCCGCGCCAGCAGCCCAGGCACAGACACGCCUCUCCCUGCCCAGCCGCCUGGUGGGGGGAGGGGAAGAGGAGGGCCCUGGGCCCUGGGGCGGGGCAGGGCUCCCCUGGACAGCCCUCCCGCUCCUGCUGCCCAGGGCCAGGGCCCCGGGGCUGGCCUGACCGCCCGCCCUCCCCCAAGGGUCCUGUGCCUGGGACCUGAGGGGCCUCCGCGGCCCUUGGCCCCCACCGGCGCUGGCAGGGCCGGGGUCUGCAGUUUGGGACUCCCCAAAAGUUUGGGGGGCUGAGCUCACAUUCACUGUCCCACCUCAUCCCUCCCUGCACACAAACGAUGAGCCGGACCCUUGGCAGGGGUGACUCCAGCCGCUGCCUCCCUGCCGGGUGCCCAGUGCUCUGCCCUCACCCCGCCCAGCUCGUGCCUGCUUCGUGGCCACACCGGGGCUCGGGCUGAUAGCCGCAGCAGGCACGCCCGCCCGCCUGCCUCUGCUGGGCUCUGCCCCGUGGGCGCCUGGGGGCCCUCCAGGGAGGGAGGAUGGGGGUCUCCAUGCUGCAGCAGGGCCGGGCGGGGUCUCUGAGCAGCAGCCACCGUCCCACUGAGCAGGCAGGGACCAGGGAGAACCCCAGACAGCUGCCCCUCCCAGGCCUCAGAGGGGGUGAGGCCCUCUGUCUCAGGGGGGCUAAGCAGGUGCUCAGAGCCUGGCAGACGGGGAGCCAGGCCCUCUCCACUCCCCCCAGCGGGUGGGGUCUGCCACCUCCGGCCCCAGCCCGCGCCCUGAACAGGCCAGACCUCGAGGGGGGACGAGCAGGCGGGACCAGCCCGUUGGCAGGGGCCAGGCUGUGCCUGCCGCUCCAGGGCCCCCUCGCGCCUCCCGCCACCCGGCCCGCCCCGUCGCCCAGCAGCAGCAGGCACUGUGGACCGUGCCUGGCCCUUCAAGCAGCAGUGUCCGGGGCCCCCACCAUUCUCCGGGACUGCCGGCCGGUGCUGGGGGUCGGGUGGGUGGGCAGCUUUAAGCCGCAGAGGCGGGGAGCAGGACAGCUUCUUUCACUGCAGCCCUCUGUGCUGACCCUGGCUUCCAGAAGCGUCCCUUCCUGCCCACCAGGCCGGAGCUCUCCGCCACCAGUCUCCUGCCGGCUUCGGAGCUGCGCGGAGGGUGUGGACUGCCUGCCCCAGCGGCGCCCCGGCCCGGCCCCGGCACGCGAGUGCAGCUGGGCCCCACCUGCGGGCCAUGCUAAGGCGCCAGCCUGCCCCCUGCCAGGGAGAGCCGCUGUCCCCCAGUCCUGCCCAGAUGGACCAGGGCGUGGAGUGGGGCCGGGGGCUCCCCGGCAGGGAGACCAGGGCCCCGGGGUGAGCUCGGCUGAGGGCAAACACCCGACGCCAGUACCAGGCACGGCGGGCCGAGGGCAGCCUGGCUCCGGCGUCGUUUUCCAGACCCACUGGCAGGGACGAUCGGUGCCCUUCCUGGGGGUGGGGCUGGUCAUUUGGGGGGGCUGGGGGGGGAGGGGACCGGUUAGGCCGGAGGGAAACCAAGGGCUCAGUCUAGAAUCCGAGGGCUGAGCAGGGCUCGCCCCUGGGGGCGGGCGCCCUGGUGGGCGGCGGGAAGCUCAGUCUGCCCUGGAGCAGAAGUGCGAGACCUGGGGUGGGGUCCGUCUUCCUCGCUCAGACAUCUGAGCCCCGAACCCACCCACCCCACCGCCAGCCUGCGUCCGGGAACUCGGAGGGGCUGUGGGCGACCCCGCCAUGUAAAUAGCGCUUUCUCGCUCCUCUGGCUCUGCCGGCCGGCUACCGGCUACCGCGCCCCACCAGGCCUCCUGCUUCCAGCGACCCUCAGCGGACACUCAGCCUCCGUAUUUAUGGAAUGACAAAAUAAAGCCCAAGUUCACCAGG